Molecule: messenger RNA, 1386 nt
Organism: Pseudocercospora fijiensis CIRAD86
Lineage: Eukaryota; Fungi; Ascomycota; Dothideomycetes; Mycosphaerellales; Mycosphaerellaceae
Product: glycoside hydrolase family 72 protein
Exons: 2
Biological process (GO): fungal-type cell wall (1->3)-beta-D-glucan biosynthetic process
Cellular component (GO): fungal-type cell wall; cytoplasm
Molecular function (GO): 1,3-beta-glucanosyltransferase activity
Source: RefSeq, a predicted model, not a curated record
UCGAUAUGCGCGCUCGCAGCCACCGCCGCCGCCGUGAAUCCGAUCGAGGUCAAGCAGCAAGAGUUUGUUGAUUCUGACAGCGGGGAGCGGUUGAUGAUUGUUGGAGUGGACUAUCAGCCAGGUGGACAAGGCGCAUAUGGUACAAACAGUGGAGAUCCUCUUAGCAAUGCUACGACUUGUCUUCGUGAUGCUGCCUUGAUGCAGGCGCUGGGUGUCAACACAAUCCGGUCGUACAACGUUGAUCCUACCUUGAACCACGACGAAUGCGUGUCUAUCUUCAACGCAGUCGGAAUCUACAUGAUCAUCGACGUGAACUCGCCCCUCUCUGGCCAGAGCCUGGACCGGUCGAAUCCCAGUGCUAGUUACACUGCGGACUACCUCAAGCACAUCUUCACAGUUGUCGAGGCUUUCAAGGAUUAUCCAAACACUCUCGGAUUCUUUGCUGGAAACGAGAUCAUCAACGACGUACCCACAGCCAAGGACAAUCCUCCAUACAUCAGAGCCGUUCAGCGUGAUUUGAAGAACUACAUCAAGAACCACGCUUCUAGAACAAUCCCAGUCGGCUACUCGGCAGCUCAGGUUCAGGAAGUUCUGCACGAUACUUGGGCAUACCUUCAGUGCAUCAAUGGAAACGACGACAUGUCAAGAUCUGACUUCUUUGGUUUGAACUCGUACAGCUGGUGUGGCGAUGCCUCCAGCUUUACAACUUCCGGCUACAAUGUCUUGGUCGAGUGGUUCGGCAAUUCCACAAUACCAGUGUUCUUCUCCGAGUACGGCUGCAACGUACCAGAGCCACGUCUCUUCGAAGAAGUGCCAGUUCUCUACGGACCUCGGAUGACCUCCCUCUCCGGUGGUCUAGUCUAUGAGUGGACUCAGGAGUCUUCCAACUAUGGUAUGACGCAAGUCAACAAAAAUGGCACCAUGACUCUGCUUCGAGACUACAACACUCUCAAAUCUCAGUACAAUAAACUCAAUAUCACUCUCAUCACCACACAGAAUGAUACAGCAACCAAGCUGCAGGCUCCAGACUGUAGUUCCAGCUUGAUCAACAGCGACGAUUUCAGCAACGACUUCGACAUUCCCAGCACGCCUCAAGGCGCCUCGUCCCUCAUCGCAAACGGCGUUUCGAACGCACCAAUCGGCAAGAUCGUCAAGGUAACGCAAACAAAGGUUCAAGUCGCAGUGUAUCAAACCAAUGGUGCAGAAAUCCAGAACCUCGCCAUUAAGCCGCAGUCCAGUGCUAAUAGACCUGGCUCUGGGGAUCUGGCUACUGGCUCAGCUUCUGGAUCGGCCUCGUCGACCAGCAGUGGUCUUGCUCCACGGAAGACUACGCUGGGUGGUGCCGUGGCUGCUGUCAUCUUUGGCGCUGGUAUGGCCGUGCUUUAG